Molecule: messenger RNA, 1164 nt
Organism: Camellia sinensis
Lineage: Eukaryota; Viridiplantae; Streptophyta; Magnoliopsida; Ericales; Theaceae
Source: RefSeq, a predicted model, not a curated record
AAAAAAAAAACCAGGAUGUUGAUCUUACAUGUAUGACUUGGAAGCAAUGGAGAGGUUUUGAUCUUACAUGGUCUUUCACCUUCAAAAAUUUGUUGCUAUGUGUUUUUUCAGGUUUUUUAUUUUUUAUUUUUUAUUUUUCUAAAUGCUUGUGCUUCUCCACAUAGUUCUCAGGCCUUGGUUCUAAAACAACCUCUCUAUUUACAUAGAAUUCAUGGCAUCCUUGAAUUCUAUGUAAAUCUCAGGGCUAGAGUUUCACAGCUGGCAAUACACAUGGCUAUUUGGUUUUGGAUCAGUAUCUCCUCUAUAGUAGUCCUUAUCCAUCAAUUAUGUUGAUUAAUGGUGAUUGAAAAACUGGAUGCUGUUAAUUUAGACUGUGUUACCGGUAAGGUGAUAUUUCGUGACAUCUCAUUCAAUCAUGGUGAGGAUAUGCCUCUUGUAUUAAAUGGGUUGGACCUUCAUAUAAAAGCUGGAGAAACAGUUGCUUUUGUUGGGCCCUCAGGAGGAGGAAAGACAAUGCUUAUGAAACUGCUUCUUCGCAUUUAUGAUCCUCUGUGUGGUUGUAUACUAAUACAUAAUCAUAAAAUCCAAAAUAUUUGGUUGGAAAGUUUAAGGAGCCAUGUUGGGCUGGUCUCUCAGGAUACGGGAUUCGAGGCUUGCAGCUGCUGCUUAUGGGGGCCAAUUUUCAUGUAUUUUAGGAGAGGAAACUUAUCGAAGAGUUCACUCCACAAUAAUGCAAAGAAGUUUGAAUUUCAAGCUAAGGUGUCUCGACUUAUAGACAUCAUUAUCAACUCACUUUACAACAAUAAAGAUAUCUUUUUUAGGAAAUAUAUUUGGCAUCGUAGUGACUAUAUUUUUGUAUGGAAGACAUGUUUUGGUAUGAUUCUCUGUUUUGUAUGGAAUAAUAUUAUUAUUUUAGGUUGGAGUAUACUUAAUUUGUAUGAAAUUUGACAUUAAAAGUUAUUUCUUUUUGGAUGGUUGGAAGUGAAAUGGAUGCAAAUUGUGGAAUGAUUGAUAAUAGAUGUAUUGUUUUACUUAUAUAUACGAUAUAGGUUGCAUGUAAUACAUACAUAUUGUGGACAAAUUAAUUAAAAAAUAAAAUAAAAUCAUGUUUUUGGCGACUAAACAAUUAGUAGCCAAAAAUGAAGUAAAUAUUUUUAGUGACUA